AUGUAUGCUGUUGAGGAUAGGACCCAUUCAGGACACCUCCCACCACCGCCACUUUCUAUGGAUCGAGCCCCUCCGUCCACCAUGUAUCCAGGCUCUACAGGCGCCAGCACUAUGGUUUCUCCGGGUAAUCAGGCAGAGCCCGUCUCGACAAUACACGAUGGUCGCAUCUGGUCUUUGCAGGUUGUGCAACAGCCCAUUCGUGCUCGGAUGUGCGGCUUUGGUGAUAAAGACCGGAGACCAAUCACACCCCCGCCGUGUAUCCGCCUCGUGGUAAGAGAUGCGCAAACCGAGAAGGAAAUCGAUAUCAACGAAAUGGACACCACAUUCUACGUAAUUAUGGCAGAUUUAUGGAGCCAAGACGGGACACAUGAAGUCAACCUCGUGAAGCACUCGGCUACGUCUCCUUCGAUAUCUACGGCGAUGUCUUCGUCAUACCCGCCACCGCCGCACUCCACGUCUCCAGACUACCCGUCAUCUUACCCGCAAAACCCCUACGGCCAAGUUGGAUACCCAGCGGUGGGUAAUUACUAUGCCGGAAAUACCCAACUUCAAUAUCAAAACCCUUAUGGCAACCCUCAGGCACAGUACUACCCCCCAGUGUAUGGAGCAGGGGGUAUGGGACAACCACCGCAGAUGCCAGCCGCUCAACCCGUUGCCUCAGGACCUGGAGGCAUGUUCACGCGAAACCUGAUCGGUUGUUUGAGCGCCAGCGCUUUCCGCCUAUGCGAUCCAGAGAAUAAGAUUGGCGUGUGGUUUAUCUUGCAAGACCUCAGUGUGCGAACUGAAGGAUGCUUCCGAUUGAAAUUCAGCUUCGCCAAUGUGGGCAGGGCGGUUACCGAUCUCAAUGAGUCGCAAGUCAUGGAGGUGAUUAACAAGGGUUCUGCACCAGUCCUUGCCACUGCAUUCUCAGAACCUUUCCAAGUGUUCUCUGCAAAGAAAUUCCCUGGUGUCAUUGAGAGCACAGCUCUCAGCAAAUGCUUUGCCCUGCAAGGAAUCAAGAUUCCCAUCCGCAAAGAUGGUGUAAGAGGUCAAGGCUCUCGUGGACGCCACAGCGACGAGGACGACGGUCUGGAUAACGAAUACUGA
Aspergillus puulaauensis is the source of this 1086-nucleotide messenger RNA. Its product is annotated as velvet factor family protein. The record is from RefSeq and is a predicted model, not a curated record. The transcript has 4 exons. The coding region runs from base 1 to 1086 and encodes 361 amino acids. Lineage: Eukaryota; Fungi; Ascomycota; Eurotiomycetes; Eurotiales; Aspergillaceae.